Messenger RNA from Bipolaris maydis ATCC 48331, 3100 nucleotides. RefSeq lists its product as uncharacterized. Gene Ontology annotation, biological process: mismatch repair. Gene Ontology annotation, cellular component: mismatch repair complex. Gene Ontology annotation, molecular function: ATP hydrolysis activity; ATP-dependent DNA damage sensor activity; ATP binding. The record is from RefSeq and is a predicted model, not a curated record. Lineage: Eukaryota; Fungi; Ascomycota; Dothideomycetes; Pleosporales; Pleosporaceae.
AUGCCGGACGCCUCAGGUCAAACCAUAUUGCCCCUGCCCGACCAUGCAGUCGCUCAGAUCAAGUCCUCCGCCGCCAUUGUGUCGCUGGCCGGCGUAGUGCUGGAGCUCGUCAAGAAUUCGCUGGAUGCAAAGGCCACCAGGGUUGAGGCUACUGUUGACUUUGUGCGUGGGGGUUGCAUCGUCGAGGACGACGGACUCGGCAUCUCGCCCCUUGAAUUCUCGGACAAAGGACGGCUAGGAAAACUGUAUUGUACAUCCAAAUACCAUGCAAAGGAGCCUUUGCUUGGCCGAAAUGGCACCUUUCUCGCCUCACUCGCUGCCAUGUCUCUCUUGACCAUUGCCUCGCAUCAUCAUGAGUAUCGGUCGCAGAACGCCGUCACCUUCCACCACGCUAGUGUUGUCGAGCGGCAGUUGCCGGCGUCAGCCCAUCACGAGGUGCAUGGCAGGCAUGGUACCCGUGUCACUGUGCGAAACCUGUUCGGAAAUAUGCCAGUGCGGGUGAAACAGCGCGCGUUGAUUGCGGCCCAGAAAGAAGAAUAUGAGAAGAUGUGCGAAGGGCUGAAACAUGACAUCGCAGGCCUUCUCCUUGGUUGGCAAGGCACUGUAUCCGUGCGUGUUCGAGACGGCGACAACAAACCCAUUCUCAACCUCAACACAACUGCUAGAACAGACCAAAUCAUAGGAAAGGUCCGUUCCGCACAGCUGACGUCCCUACUCAACAUCCUGACUCAAGCGAACUACAUCGGUAUUGAUGAGUGGUCAUCUUGGGUGCCAGCGUCGGCUUCGACCUCUACUGUCUCUGUCAAGGGUGCCAUAUCCCUUGAUCCAGCCCCCAGCAAACAUGUGCAAUUCCUUUCUCUCGGCAUACGGCCACUUUCCUCAGAUUCUAGACAUAAUGAGUUAUUCGACCAUGUGAAUCGUCUUUUUGCACACUCCAGUUUUGGUACCGUAGAAGAAGCAGUUGUCGAUGCAUAUGAGAAGAUGCGGCAGCAGUCAGAUAAACGCUUCAAGAAAGAUGGCUACACCAACCGACAGCUCAAGAUGCGCAAGGAUGUUGAUCGAUAUCCCAUGUUCCACCUCCGAAUUUCGCUGGCAGAAGCUAAUGGGAUAGCCAUAUCUGAAGAUCAGAUCAUAGGAGAUGAAGCGAACUUGCAGAGUAUAAUGGAUGUUUUGGAAGCAAUGAUAACACAAUGGCUGGUCGUUCACCAUUUCCGACCGCGCCAGUCUCGCAAAAGACGGGAUCCACCUGAUACAGCUUCGAGUCUGUCGAGUGUGACUGCUGCGAGCGAUUCAUCGGCACUUUCAAGAUCUGUUUCUACGGGGGAGUUGUUGGUGCCCGAGAAUAAGUCUGCAUGCAUAGGGACUCGGAAGAGAAAGCGCUCGAAGGAUUCGAACUCACAUGAGAACUUUAAAAAACACCAUCAAGCUUUUGCAACAUGGUCCCGCAUCAAAAGCGGAAAGUCAGAAUUCUUCAAUAGCCUACCCACCAGACCCAAGCUAGGAAGCCAAAGUGGCAAUGAACGCAAUUCGCGUAGCGCUGUUCAGAGUUCUGGUGGAAAUGAACCUUUUGCCUCAUUUGCCAUGCAGCCUAUUGCCCAAGGCGCAUUUGGCGCACCAACGGCACAAAACGUGCUUCCAAAUAUGGGCGAAACUUUCAAUGCUGAAGAAAAAGAGAAUGAUGACAGCAUACUUUGGACGGAUCCUUCAACUGGAAAAACUCAUCUUUUGAAUUCCAGAACAGGUUGUGUCAUGUCAAACGUUCAAGCGCGACCGAAUACAGACCGCUCUCCAAACACGUUCAGGUUUGAUCAAAGGCCGAUAAGCAAGUCAGUUCGUCUACCAAGUAGAGCCUCAACAGCCACAGCAAAACCGACGCCCUGGUUGGACAAUAUGCUCCAAAACUGGGAAAACCCCAUCUUCAAGCCGAGCGAACAGCGUAUCCAGCAAAUCACAAACGACCAAGACAAACUCAGCCAUCACCAUAACCAGGUCAUGCACAGCUGCUCCCAUCUCAUGGACAUAUCUUUUGAAACAAACACCACCAGCAUCACCAGCAAAUUCUCCAAGUCAGGCCUCCAAACCGCCCAAGUAAUCUCUCAAGUCGACAGGAAAUUCAUCCUCGUAAAGAUGCAGCCCGCAUCCCAAAGCAACGACAUCCUCGUCCUCAUCGAUCAACACGCCGCCGACGAACGCAUCCAAGUCGAAUCCCUUUUCCAACAACUCUGCACACCCUCCUCGCUUCACACCUACUCCUCCUCGCAACUCGGCCAUAAAUCAGACAUCUCGUCCCUUGCCCUCGAGAAACCACUCAGUUUCGCGGUGUCACCGCAUGAACAAGCUCUUUUCAUAACGCACGCUGCGCGUUUUGCUGCUUGGGGGAUUUUGUAUGACAUACCAGCAUCAGCAUUAUCAUCGUCGAACCAAGCGUCGCUUGACGCGCGGAAAAAGAAGAGAAAAUGCGAAGCACUACUGUUGGUCACUGCGCUCCCACCUGUGAUUGCUCAACGAUGCGUGACGGAUCCCAAGGUUUUGAUUUCGAUGCUUAGAUCUGCGGUUUGGGGGUAUGCUGAGGGACAUCUUCCUCCUCCACCUUCAAGCACCCCUUCUUCUUUUCCCGAAAAAGAAGAGGAGGAGGAUACCACAAAAGAAGAUAAGUCUUGGGUUCGCGCGUUGUCGAGUUGUCCAGCUGCUCUCGUUAAUCUAAUCAAUUCUCGCGCGUGUCGCUCUGCAAUCAUGUUCAAUGAUGAAUUGAGUCUUGCAGAGUGUAGGGAGUUGGUUGAGAAGUUGGCGGAAUGUGUAUUUCCCUUUAUGUGUGCACACGGUAGGCCGAGUAUGGUACCGCUUGUGGGCCUGGGGGAAAGAGCGGCAUGUGCAUUGGGGGAUCACAGUGGGAGUGGUAAGAGCUUUGUGCAGGCUUGGAAGGAUUGGAAGAGAUGAAGUUUAUCUACGCUUGUUAUAGCUAAAAGAAGAGGCAGUUUAGCAGGUUUUCUUAAGGUUUUAGAAUUUCUUUACUAUGCUAAUGAAUCCGUAAGAUGAAGAGUCUAGAUCUCUCUCAACCCAAAAGAUCUACUUUAAAAUUUCAAAGCUCGAUUUAGUACUA